Ornithodoros turicata is the source of this 2565-nucleotide messenger RNA. RefSeq lists its product as uncharacterized. The record is from RefSeq and is a predicted model, not a curated record. The transcript has a single exon. Gene Ontology annotation, molecular function: nucleic acid binding. Lineage: Eukaryota; Metazoa; Arthropoda; Arachnida; Ixodida; Argasidae. Bases 1 to 2565 code for a protein of 854 amino acids.
AUGCGGGUAGGCGUGCUAUCCGAAGAUACUGCGAGUAUCGACUCUCAGCUACAAGCGUUCUGGGAACUAGAACAUUUAGGCAUUACUGACCCCUAUCCAUCUGACCUCGACACCGAUUCCGUUCUGCAGGAUUUUCGGGCCACCACAAAGCUGGUUGACGGUCGUUACGUUGUACGCCUACCUUGGAAAUCGGAAAGGCAACCAGCCUUAGGAGACAAUAAGGCGUUAGCGGUUCAACGACUUGAGGCUACUACAAGGAAACUACGACGAGAUCCAGCACUGAUGGAAGAGUAUGAUUCUACCAUUCGGCAAUACCUUAAUCUCGAUCACGCUGAGCGUGUUUCUGCGCCUGAGUCAGUGUCUGGACCUCUGUAUCACAUGCCGCACCAUGCAGUCAUACGAAGAGACCGCGAGACUACAAAGGUCCGUAUUGUAUUCGAUGCGUCGUCGAAGUCCCCUGGUUGCAUCUCCCUCAACGAGGCCUUACACGCUGGACCAAACCUGAACCCCGACGUCCUACAACUGUUGCUACAGUUUCGCACGUACGAAGUGGCUCUAACGGCGGAUGUAGAGAAGGCAUUCCUUCAAAUUCAACUGGACCCAUCCGACCGUGACUGUCUGCGAUUCUUGUGGUAUGCCGCUCCUCCUAAGACGGGUGAACCUUUGCCACCGGUUGAGACUUGGCGGAUGACACGGGUUCCCUUCGGAGCGAAAUCGAGCCCCUUCCUCCUUGCAGCGACUAUACGUCAUCAUCUAAAGUCAGCAGAGACAUCGUACCCGCAGACAGCUCCUUUGCUGUCAAACCACUUUUAUGUGGACGAUCUCGUUGUCGGCGUCGCCACCGUCCAGGAGGCGCUCACUCUUUACCACGAAUCACAAGCAAUAUUUCGUGACGCUGGCAUGAAGCUGGUGAAAUGGACUACCAACCGCUCGGAGCUUCAGGGAACUUUCGAGGCCGAUGGAACUGCAAGCCCAUCCGCUACGUCACAGAGGAAGGUUCUUGGACUCGGUUGGGUCAUCAGCACCGAUGAAAUCCGGUACUCCCUGAAAUCCAUCACGGAGUUCCUCGAGAGUAACUUGAACACCGGCACUAAGCGUUAUGUGCUUCAAGCCGUUGCACGUAUCUAUGAUCCGUUCGGCUACGUGACGCCAUACGUUGUCAAGGCCAAGAUUCUGCUACAACGUAUUUGGCUGGCAAAGCUGAACUGGGACGACCGGCUACCAGAAGAUCUCAUGAGCACGUGGUCUACGUGGUGCAGACAGGUACCCCUACUGGCUCGCGUUUCCCUACCGCGGAGGUUAACUGCUCUCAACAUUUCUGAAGCCUCCUGCUCGUUGCACAUUUUCAGCGACGCCAGUCCGCGAGCAUAUGGGGCAGCAGCUUAUCUUGUGAUUAAUGACGGUAGUGGAUAUACCGAAGCGUGCCUCGUUUUGGCGAAGACCAGAGUUGCUCCGCUGAAGACAGUCUCACCACCAAGGUUGGAACUGAUGGGCGCAGUAAUCGCUUCUCGGCUUUUGAAGUUCGUUCAGAGUGCGUUAGCAGUAACUCAUGCCGCGACUAUUCUGUGGACGGACUCGGAGAUAACACUGCACUGGAUUUACGGAGCACCAAGCGACUGGAAACCGUUCGUGCAGAACCGAGUGGCUGAAAUACAGGGCGUUACGGAUCCUCAUCAGUGGCGACAUUGUCCGGGCCAUGACAAUCCUGCAGACCUGCUCACAAGGGGUACUUCAUGUCUUCACCUGAUAGAGAGCAAACUCUGGUGGAAAGGUCCGUCAUGGCUCAUCGAUCAGCAGUCUUGGCCUCCACCUUGGCGGGUUCCGCAAGAAACGUCUGAGGAGGUGCGAAACGAGGCUAAGGGUAGCGACUUGUACUGUACCGCAUCUGUAAAGGUUCCCAUAAUGAAUGCGGACAGGUACAGUUCGCUUCACAAGCUGCUGCGGGUUACCGCCUGGGCCUUGAGGUUCCUGCACAACAGUACGCACCCCUCCCAGAAGAAGACUGGUGUCCUUACAGCCGAGGAGAUCUCAGCGGCGGAAGAGUACUGGAUUUUGACGGCUCAGCGUGAGUCUUUUGGGCCUCAUCCGACCACUCACAAGUCCCUUCAGAAUGUAUCGCUGUUUCAUGACGGGAAAGGCGUCCUCCGCAUGACAGGUCGACUGCAGUACAGCGAUCUCCACGAAUCAGCGAAGCACCCCAUUGUCAUACCUUCGGAUCACCCGAUUACGGCAAUGCUGAUUAUCCGGGCACACACAAGACUGCUUCAUGCCGGAGUUCAAGAAACCUUGGCAGAACUGCGCGAAGAGCAUUGGAUUAUUCGGGGACGUCAAGUAGUGAGGAAGACUCUGCACGGAUGCCGUAUCUGUCGCCGAGCAAAGGCCCAGGCCUGCUCAGAAGCCACUGCUCCUCUGCCACGAGACCGUUUAUCCCAGGCGCCGCCUUUUACAGUCACCGGUACGGAUUACGCAGGACCACUGUACUACAAAUGCUCGGAGCGGUCCGCUAGGAAGUGCUACAUCCUAAUCUUCACUUGUGCGGUGACUAGAGCAGUCCACCUGGAAUAG